CUUGGGCUAGUCGCGACUCCCCAGCGAUGAAUUCUGACGACUACUACUUCAACGAUGAGCUCGAUUCUGGUGUCUUACAGCAACUUGAUGUCAUAGAAGCUGCGCACCGUGCAGACGCUAAACCUCCGCCAAAGCCGAAUCCACAGUCGUGGUGUCCUGCUUCGGCGAAACAACCCAGAGGACUCGAAGCUGACGACUCAUACGUUGACCUCUCAUUGGAAUUGGAUGCAACAGAACUACAACGGUUGGAUUCUUUCGUUAAUGAUGCAUACCGGGGGAAACCAGCUGCAGUGGCUGGUCCAACCAGUUCAUCAAAGCCGAGUUCCCAGCGACUGUCGUUGCAAACCACACUGUUCGGUGACGUACUACAGCCUACUCCAUCAACGAGUCGCGCUAAAGACGUGGCGCGGACUUCUACCAAACCGAACUCCCGAAAUAUUGCUGGUGGACCAGCCCCUAAGACGAAGAUGUGGGACCAUACCGCAUUCGCAAAAUCCGGCUGGAAAAAACCCAAGCCAAGCAAGGGGAAAGGUGUCGCAGACCCUCAUGACAGUCAAGAAGAAGAAGAAAUAGAAUUUGAACAGUUUCCGGCGCCGUUUGUAUCAGGUGCGUUCCCCUUCAAUGGUCACAUAUCCCCACCCCCUCUGAAACUUAAAGCAGAUCUGCUAGAGGCUAAGCAUUGGAUCUACCCGCUAAAUCAGCCGAAGCGGGACUACCAGUUCAAUAUCGUACAGCGCUGUUUAUUCGACAACACUCUCGUAGCCCUACCGACUGGUCUCGGAAAGACAUUCAUUGCCGGUGUGGUGAUGCUCAAUUAUUACCGCUGGUUUCCUGAUGGGAAGGUGGUUUUUAUUGCGCCAACCAAACCCCUUGUCGCACAACAAAUCACCGCUUGCCACCAGACGUGCGGUAUUCCGGGCAGGGAUGCUGUAGAAUUGACAGGCAAUAACUCCCGAACCUAUCGAUCGCAAAUGUGGACGGAGAAGCGUGUAUUUUAUAUGACGCCCCAAACUUUGAUGAAUGACCUCGUCACGGAGAACUGUGACCCGAGAGACAUAAUCCUUCUUGUUAUUGAUGAAGCACACAAGGGCACAGGGGACUAUGCGUACGCACAGGUCGUACGGUUUUUGAUGGCGAAGAAUCCCCACUUUCGCGUGCUUGCGCUUACUGCCACGCCAGGGAGCUCACAGGAGGCCGUGCAAGCAAUCGUCGACUCGUUGCACAUAAGUAGGAUCGAAAUUAGGGAUGAGCGGAGUCUUGAUUUGAGAGAGUAUAUGCAUAAAAAGCAAAUCAAACAACAUAUUAUUCAAAUGAACGACGAGAUAAUUCACUUUCAGCAACUGCUGAAGACCGUUAUGGAGGGCAUACUGAAACCUCUUAUCGCACAAGGUGUCAUCGAACCACUCGAUGUAGUUAAAAUGCACCCGUACCGUGCAUUAGCAACUCAACAACGCAUUAGUUGCCAGCGAAACCAUCCGCACAAGUGGGCUCUGGGGGUACUUUCUAAAUUGGGAAUGAUGGCUCGUGCCAUGGGUUACCUGAUGGAAGCUAGUACUGAGAUGUGCAUGAAUUGUCUUCAGGAGUAUGUCACCGAGAAGGAAAAAGAUCACGAUGGAAAGAAAGGGCCAAAAAAUGCUCUGAAGAAUGAUCCAACCUUCCAGAAGCUCCUCUCCGAGCUUGAGAGUCAUAAGGGUCGGCCAGGCGGGUUUGGGAUGCACCCUAAAAUGGAGACCCUUAAGCUGCUUCUGAUGCAACAUUUCGGCUCGCGCAUGGCUGACGGUGAGGAAACGAGCGAAGACACAAAGGCGAUGGUAUUUGUCACCUAUCGCGAAUGCGUGGACGAGAUAGUAGCUAUGCUCAACGAGGAAAGGCCACUGUUAAAGGCAACGAAGUUCGUUGGGCAAGGUCUUGACAAGAAAGGGCGCAAGGGAUUUGCGCAAAAGGAACAACUAGAGGUCAUAAGGAAGUUUAAGGCUGGAGAAUUUAAUGUGCUGGUGUCAACUUCAAUUGGUGAAGAAGGUCUUGAUAUCGGCGAAGUCGACAUGAUCGUAUGUUAUGACGCCCAAAAGACACCGAUUCGAAUGCUCCAGCGUGUUGGGCGUACGGGCCGAAAACGUGAUGGUUACGUUCAUGUCCUCCUCGCUGAAGUUCGCGAAGAACUUAAUUGGGACAAAGCGAAGGACACAUACGGAGAGAUGCAGAGGUGUAUUGUUCGUGGAGACCAGCUCGAACUUUAUGGUGAUGUUCCCCGGUUACUGCCCGAUCACACGCGGCCGCAGGUCUUGGAGAAGAAGAUGGAGAUCGAAGAAUACAGCCGCGAGAAGCCCGACAGUGUCAAAACGAAGGCCGUGCCAGCUGCGAAGGGCAAGAAGCGAAAACGAAAUGAUGACAUUGACCGCAAUAUCCCACCUGAAGCUACCAAAGGUUUUGUAAGCGUCGCAGACUUGCUUGUGAAGAAAAAGAAAAAAACCAAAGCGAGGAGCGUAUCCGAGUCGGCGGCUGCCCAGCAGAACUCGAAGAAAAAAACUUCUAUACGCAAAGCCCGUAGCGACAAUCCAGGGAGGAAACAGGCUUCAGCUUCCGUUAGCAAGAAAGGGAAAGGCAAGGGACGGUCUACUGUUAGCCAACCGUCCCUCAAGAGCGAAGUUCCUGGUGAUGAUAUGGACGUUGAGCCCGACAUAUCUCCUGCCAUCCGCUCCUCUAAUGUCUCUUCUAUAACCCCAUCAUCUCGUGGCUCGCCCGCCUUUAGGAUGUCAUCACCCGAUAUAAUCGUUACGGGCGCUUCUCCUUUGCAACCUCAGAUUCCUGCCUCUGAUGAAGCGCCAAUAAAGUGUCGCAAGCAGUUGGAUCCCAUUCGGCGCUGUUCUCCCCAACUCGGACCUAGGCCUGCUAGUCCAGCGGUUAUUCCCAGUUCAUCAUCCGUCAAGCCAGCUGUAGGCGAAGUGAUUGAAUUAACCUCUUCCCCAUCGCCCCUUUCGUCGCUCCCACUGUCACCCUCCCCUAGUCGUUCAAUCUUGCAUGAGCAGGAUGGUAAAGAACCCUCUGCAUGCGAUGGUGACCUGCCACCACCAGACAUCCAUCAGGCUGCAUCAUGGCUACUGGAUGACGAUGACGAUGACGAUGACGACCUCGACAUCGGCGUAACCGGGUCGUCUCUGGUGCCCAAGACAUGGCAUAAUCGCAGUUCUCUUGUGGCGCGACCCCCCUCCCCUGGUGACCUAAAAUCCUCAUCGUGGUCCUCCGAUGUAGAUGUCCCUGAAGCAUCAUUCGCAAUACGUCCAGCUGGCAAGCGUCUCCAGAAAAGAUACAUCGGUGCAAUCGAAGAUGGGGAACCACUCUCACCAGCUAUUUCACCUAACCGGAGGCUAGUAAGGAAGGACACUGAGAUUGCCUCGCGGCCUCCAUCACCACCGCCUCAGCCAAAGAAACGGAGAAAACCCAUGGUCUCUAUUCGCCAUAACCCCUGGUUGGACGGAGAAGCGGAACACUCCGGAGAUGAAGUGAGCGACGGCUCAUCCCAUUCGGCGGACGAUGUCGAAAGCGAGUCCGACAGACAGUUCCUAAAAGAUAUACCGGACACUCAGGUUUCGCCAUCAUACGACCAAUUCCAGGUUUAUAGACGAAGUCUUCUCACUCAAGUUCCUCAGACGCAAAGCUUGCCUGUUUUCGCAAACAAGCCAGUGAAGAAGGGUGCAUUCAUAACGGCACGCGAGCACUCGCGACGUCAACCUGUGCUUUCGAGUUCGCCUCCGAGGGAGAGCGACGAGCCCGAUGAGUACGUCUUUGGCAGUUUUGUUGUAGCCGACGACGCGGACCUUUCUUUCGAAUGA
Pisolithus orientalis is the source of this 3830-nucleotide messenger RNA. RefSeq lists its product as uncharacterized. The transcript has 11 exons. Lineage: Eukaryota; Fungi; Basidiomycota; Agaricomycetes; Boletales; Pisolithaceae. Gene Ontology annotation, biological process: double-strand break repair via synthesis-dependent strand annealing; replication fork reversal; interstrand cross-link repair. Bases 27 to 3830 code for a protein of 1267 amino acids. Gene Ontology annotation, molecular function: ATP binding; 3'-5' DNA helicase activity; four-way junction DNA binding. The record is from RefSeq and is a predicted model, not a curated record.